This is a messenger RNA of Diaporthe amygdali, 1731 nucleotides long. RefSeq lists its product as uncharacterized. Gene Ontology annotation, biological process: defense response; superoxide anion generation. NCBI's taxonomy places the organism in Eukaryota, Fungi, Ascomycota, Sordariomycetes, Diaporthales, Diaporthaceae. Gene Ontology annotation, cellular component: plasma membrane; NADPH oxidase complex. The record is from RefSeq and is a predicted model, not a curated record. The transcript has 3 exons. Gene Ontology annotation, molecular function: superoxide-generating NAD(P)H oxidase activity. Bases 1 to 1731 code for a protein of 576 amino acids.
AUGAGCGGUUUCUACCCCGACGCGAGGUAUUCGGGGGGCUACGAGAAGCAGUCGGAACGGUCAAGAUGGACGCCACUCACGAGGAUGUUGCUGUCCGGUGAGAUGACACAGGAGCAACAAAAGGAGCUGUCAUCAAGAGAAAAGUUCGACCGAUGGAUGGUCAACGAGGGUUACCGAAGAUUUUUCGUCUUCGUCUUCGCCGUACUACACGCCAUGGUGUUUGCGUUCGGCUUUGUCAAUUACGCUGUGAAAGACAACUUGCAAGUGGCUCGAGACACGUUCGGACCAACGUACAUGAUUGCUCGUUCAGCGGCUCUGGUUCUUCAUUUCGACGUGGCGAUGAUCCUGUUCCCGGUGUGCAGGACGUUCAUCUCCCUGGCCCGUCAAACGCCACUGAACGGCAUCAUUCAAUUCGACAAGAACAUCACAUUCCACAUCACGACAGCAUGGUCGAUCUUCUUUUUCAGCUGGGUCCACACCAUUGCUCACUGGAACAACUUCGCACAAAUUGCCGCCAAGAACAACCUGGGUAUCUACGGUUUCCUGUUGGCAAACUUGGUGUCUGGCCCUGGCUGGACUGGCUACAUCAUGCUGAUUGCUUUGACCGGCAUGGUCAUUACCAGUGUGGAGAAGACUCGCAGGGCCAACUACGAGCGAUUCUGGUACACUCACCACAUGUUCGUUAUCUUCUUCCUGUUUUGGUCCUUCCACGGAGCAUUCUGCAUGAUCCAGCCCGAUGUGGCUCCAUUCUGUAUCUCAGUUGGCACUCAAGCCAUCGGUGUCUUCUGGCAGUACUGGAUGUACGGAGGCUUCAUCUACCUGGCCGAGCGUAUCGCCCGUGAGAUGCGAGGACGACACAAGACAUACAUCUCCAAGGUCGUGCAGCACCCCAGCAACGUGUGUGAGAUCCAGAUCAAGAAGGAGAACACCAAGACACGUGCUGGCCAGUACAUUUUCUUCAGCUGCCCCGAGGUGUCAAUCUGGCAAUAUCACCCUUUCACCCUGACCAGCGCUCCGGAGGAGGACUACAUCUCGAUCCACAUGCGUGUGGUCGGUGACUUCACCCGAGAGGUGUCAAAGGCCCUUGGUUGCGAGUGGGACAAGAAGGGAGGUGGCUCCAACGUUGUGGGUGUCAACAGCGACAACAGCGAUGUCGAUCCGGCCCUCCGCCGAGUCCUGCCCCGAGUUUACGUCGAUGGUCCCUUCGGCUCCGCAUCCGAGGACGUGUUCAAGUACGAGAUCUCUGUGCUCGUUGGUGCAGGUAUCGGUGUGACACCCUUCGCCUCCAUCCUGAAGUCGAUCUGGUACCGCAUGAACUACCCUCAGACCAAGACUCGUCUGGCAAAGGUGUACUUCUUCUGGAUUUGCCGUGAUUUCGGAUCGUUCGAGUGGUUCCGAUCUCUCCUCCUCGCCAUCGAGGCUCAGGACGUCGACCAACGUAUUGAGAUUCACACAUAUCUCACGGCCAAGAUCAAGGCCGACGAUGCUACCAACAUCAUGAUCAACGAUGCCAACGCGGACAAGGACGCCAUCACUGGUCUCCGGGCGCCAACGAACUUUGGCCGGCCGAACUGGGAUAUGAUUUUCAGGGGUAUCAGGAAGUUGCACGCACCAGCUGAGGCGGGUGUGUUCUUCUGUGGUCCCAAGGGCCUGGGUAGUACGUUGCAUAUUUUCUGUAACAAGUACAGCGAACCUGGGUUCGCAUUCGUGUGGGGCAAGGAGAACUUCUAG